Haliotis rubra (blacklip abalone) is the source of this 2333-nucleotide messenger RNA. Its product is annotated as centrin-2-like. NCBI's taxonomy places the organism in Eukaryota, Metazoa, Mollusca, Gastropoda, Lepetellida, Haliotidae. The record is from RefSeq and is a predicted model, not a curated record. Gene Ontology annotation, molecular function: calcium ion binding. The coding region runs from base 401 to 976 and encodes 191 amino acids. The transcript is spliced from 6 exons.
GGUGACAGUGCACGCCAGGUCACGUUCUUAGCAAGACAAACACUGUGAGCGUAUUGUACACCCAGGACUUGACUUCACCCGACGUCUUGUUGACUUGUUGACUUGUUGACUGCAACAGUUAACACAAGAAUUUGGUGCAGGACCUUUGAUGUGAUGGACUGGACGGAGUGAUGCAUUGUAACGAAUCCUGAACAUCUGAGAGGGAGACUGGUUCUGACAACAACACCUGGAUGUGUUGGAUAUGUUUGCGGAUUGAAUAACUUACUUUAAAGUGAGCGACGUGACAUGCAAGCCGAACAAUUGUGACUUACUAAGUGUACAUUGAUUCGCAAUCUCGAUCAACAACAGCUGACAGGGAACCGCGUUAUAACGAGGACUGGAAGGAAUUUGACGGUAGGCCAUGGGGGGAAAGAUGGGAAAAAAAGUGAAAAACAAAAUGUCAACAGCUAAAGGUCCUACCCUCACUCGCCAGAUGACAGAGGAGGAAAUACAAGAACAGAAUACGAAGCUGAAGUAUCUCGAAGAGGAAUUUAACUGUAUGGAUGUGAUCGGCGACAACAGGCUCAACUACGGGGAAUUCGUCAGGCUGAUGAGGUUGUUGAGGUACCCCACUGGACACGAAGGGGCGAAGAUAAUUUGGCUGAAACAGUUGGGGAAGAAUGAGAGAAGCACCAUGACCAAGGACGAAUAUGUAAAUCUGAUGACGAAAGACACAACCCUAGAGAAGUUGACAAGCGUCUGGAGGUGUGUGUAUGAGGAGUUCGAUCACGAUCACUCUGGGUGGGCCUCCAAGCAGGACGUGAUCAAUGGCCUGGAAAACUCCCUUGGUAUCCCUGUAAAGGGAACGCUCAAAGAAAAGAUUGACGCCAUGGACGAAAAUGGAGACGGAAAAAUCUACUACUCGAAUUUCCUUCGCAUGCAGCUGCAUCUGAUCCAGAAACAAGGUUCAAUCUCACACGAUACGAGCGCCAACUGAGUCAAAAUGAGGCUAAAUGGGUCAAAACCACGUUCUGACUUCAACAAUAGCAACAACAACAUUCUCAACGUGUUCUUUUAUAUAAUUUGAAGCCUAAAUGGUAAUUAUAAUGUACUCUAUCAAACGGCAAGUCCAACAGUGCAAAACGGACGGUGGAGGGAAUGAUGCCAGCUUUUUAACGUUCCAUUUGAUAUAUAUUAUAUAAACCCGGCUGGCGGAAGAGUGUCGGCGCGUGUUUUCUGAAGUGAAUGCUUCAAUCCACAAGAGUCUGCGAGGUGCUAGGAAUGCACGUCUUGAAGCGCUUUCAUUUUGCUUAUUAAUAUUACGAAUAUUUUAUAAUAUUAUCGCCUUAUACUUGUACUGUUGAUCAUGUGUAGCCUACAUUUCGGUAUUUAGAUCUUAUGUGUAGGCAUUUGUAGAGGAUAUAGUUGUAGUUCGAGCACAUACAUUAAAUGAAUUCUGUUUUCGGAAAAUGCAAUGCAAUCUAAAGCGAGUAAAUUGCCAUGUUUCAACACAACAAAGAAAAUGUUUUAAUUUUAAUUGAUACAAAUCAGGAAAGAGGAAAUAUUUUGGUUUCUACACAUCUCAUUUAAAUAGCAUAAUAUAUGUUUCAAUGUUUCAGUUGCAGGGUUCUGUGUUAAUAUCUGGACUUAAUACUCACAUUAACCUUCAACACUCAAAACAUCAGGUACUGCUACACAAGCAGCCAUGUUAGGACUAGUGAUUAGGAGAGUGCAUAGAUGUACAGAAUACUACAUCUUUCCCUUAACCUUCACGUUACUAUGAUAUUUUGAUAGUAUAUACAUAUAUAUGAAAAUGCAUACAAACUACAAUGAUAAUAUACUAUCAAUAAAAAAACAUACAGCAGUCAUAUGUUUUAAAAAUAAUGUCAGACGGAAACACACACACACACACACAGACACACACACACAUUUUCUCACAUUAUUAUCGAGUUCAUUAAUUAUACAAAUAGGAAGAUAUUUAAUACACACCUCCUCACAUAUACUUUCUAGACUGAAGUAGAAAAAACGCUCUCCAACAAAAUAUAUAUAUUAUAUAUAUAUUCCAUAUUAUAUAUUUCAUAUAUAUAUAUAUAUCCUGCGGAGAUUCAGGUACAGAAGAUGGAGAGAAAUGAUGAGAUGACACAUCUACUCACGUAACAACUGGCAUGUUAUGUGAGUGCAGGGAUACAAUACAAACAGUCAAUGUAAAGGAAAACAAUCUGAAAUACAUAUGUAUCUGUUACUUUCUGUCCUGUUGCUAGUUUCGUCUUUGGAAUCUGUGGUGAAGUUACGAUCAUGUUGUAUGUUUGUACAUUUUUGUAACCUUUAAGCUUGAAUAAAUAUUCAUACGUUCA